Messenger RNA from Limanda limanda (common dab), 1760 nucleotides. Its product is annotated as B-cell receptor CD22-like. Lineage: Eukaryota; Metazoa; Chordata; Actinopteri; Pleuronectiformes; Pleuronectidae. The transcript has 8 exons. The coding region runs from base 1 to 1428 and encodes 475 amino acids. The record is from RefSeq and is a predicted model, not a curated record.
AUGUAUGACUCUGAUUACUGGGCAGAGCUCAGGUGUCAGAGCAGUUGUCGUCGUCCUGAUCAUCUGAACUACGUCUGGUACAAGAAUCAACACUAUAUGAUGGAAGGAGCAUCUUAUACAGGUUAUUUAUAUCCUGAAGACAGAGUUUCCUGUGCUGUUAAAGGACACGAGUAUUUCCGCUCUCCAUCAAUACGGGUAUGGAGUCAGUUUGAUUGGGGUGUGAGUUACACUUCUACUGAGAUCUGUGCCUUCAGAGGAUCAACAGUGGACAUUAACUCUACCUACACAUACCCAUCCAGGUGGAAUAACCAUGAUACUACAGUUCAGGAAACUUUCUGGUUCAUUCAAGAGAGUAAUGGGAUUCACGUUGAUCUAAGGACUGAUCCGGAGUAUUCAGGUCGUGUGGAGAAUCUCUGUGGAAACAACAAGUGCACUCUGAGAAUCUCUAACCUGAGAGAGAGCGACUCAGCUGUGUACAAGUUCAGGUUCACAACAAACCAACCUGCUGGGAGUUUAACUGGUUCAGCUGGAGUCACUCUGUCUGUCCCAGACCCUCAGCUCCAGGUACAAGUGAGGAGAUCAACAGCCAAUCCAUCUUCUACCUGGACAGAGCUGACCUGUCACAGCAGGUGUCAGCUCCCUGAUCAUCUUUCCUACGUUUGGUACAACAACAAUAAACCUGUUGGACGAAAAAAAUACUUUCACCUCCGACACUUUAAUGCUGAAGACAGCUAUCACUGUGCUAUAGAAGGACAGGAGCGUUUCCCUUCUCCUACAGUGUACGCUCCAAAGCCUCCCUCUGUGUCAGUGAGUCCCUCUGGUGAGAUCAUGGAGGGCAGCUCGGUGACUCUGACCUGCAGCAGUGAUGCUAACCCAGCAGCUCACUACACCUGGUACAAGGAGGACGAGGACUCACCAACAGCAUCAGGACAAAACUUCACCAUCACUAAUAUCACAGCUGAACAUGGUGGAAAUUAUCAGUGUGAGGCCAAGAACACACACGGACGUAGUAAGGCAACCUUACAUCUGACUGUUGGAGCAGCAUGGAGAUCAGCACUCAUUGGAUCAGCUGCUGCAGUUUUCCUCGCUGUGACUCUCCUCUCCGUGUUCCUACUGAUCAGAAAAAAGAGAAACUCUCAUCAAUCUGCUGAUCCUGGGGACAGACUUGACCACAGUGAGCAGCGUCGACACAAUCAGUCUGGGGAAAACUGUGACCUUAACUACGACAGUGUCCACUUCAUGAAGAGUGAGACGGAUCCCCUCUACUCCAACGUCAGAUCAGCUGAACCCAGCGAACACAAGGAGGCGGAGGAGGUUGCGUACGCUUCUGUCAACUUUAACAGAUCUGCCCCGAGAACCAGAGGUCAGGACACUGGAGAGGAUCCAGCUGCAUUGUACAGCACAGUCAAAACACCUCCUGCUGUUUAGACCAACGUCUGGAAAUCACCUGAGUCCCGAUGGAAAUAUCUCAACAGCUGCUGGAUGGUUUUGAAUAGAAGUUCAUUCAACUGUUCAUGGUCCCCACAGGAUGAAUCCUUCUUUGGUGACAGACUCCAGCAUCAUUGUUGAAGUGAAUGUUCAGCUUUAAGUGACUUGUCUUGACAGCUCAUGGAUAAAUUCCCCAGAGGAUGAAUCCAAACGACUUUGCUGACUCGACUUUUAUCUGAAAUAUAUCAGCAACUUGUAGAAAUUGUUAAAAUCGCCAUAUUUAGCCUGAAUGAAAAAUAUCAAACAUUUUAUAACUUGCAGCUUCAAACAUA